AUGGAACCCGGUGUUCUUGAUGCCUUUAGCCGCCUAUGGGGUACAGACGAGUUGCUCGUCAGUUUCGACUGCCUGAACAUCACCCUCCCGAACCGACCUGAUCUGCCGGCCAGAAAGGCAUGGGAGCACAUUGAUCAGAGCCCGAUGAAGCGCGGGGUUCAUUGUGUUCAGGGAAUCAUCAAUCUAUCACCCAAUGGCCCCGAGGAUGGAGGUCUAGUAGUGUACCCAGGGUCCCACAAGCUUAAUGACGAGUUCUUCGACACUCAUCCCGACGUUGCCCUCCUGCCAAACAACAAAGACGUCUACCUCUUCUCCAAAGAGGAGUUGGCCUGGUUUGAAAUUCGCGGACUGCGCCCGCACAAGGUGUGCGCCGAUGUUGGCGACCUGAUCAUGUGGGAUUCUCGAGUCAUUCACUACGGCUCAGAUCCUACACCCUCAGGAGACACAAUCAGAACGGCCAUCUACGGGACGUAUCAGCCGGCGAGACUUGCGAGUCCGGAGCAGUUGGCGCUGAAGAAGAACAAGUUCGAGCACUUUGGCAGCACGACGCACUGGCCUUAUGAACACAUCACAGCUGGUCCUACCUACGCUAUUCUGCCGGACGGAACAAGGGAUCCUCAUGAUCGUGACGAGCCACUCGAGAAGCCGUACCUCACGGACAAGCUACUGAAGCUCGCGGGUGCCAGACCAUAUUAG
This is a messenger RNA of Colletotrichum siamense, 696 nucleotides long. RefSeq lists its product as uncharacterized. The record is from RefSeq and is a predicted model, not a curated record. Lineage: Eukaryota; Fungi; Ascomycota; Sordariomycetes; Glomerellales; Glomerellaceae. The coding region runs from base 1 to 696 and encodes 231 amino acids. The transcript has a single exon.